This is a messenger RNA of Jaminaea rosea, 1055 nucleotides long. RefSeq lists its product as hypothetical. Lineage: Eukaryota; Fungi; Basidiomycota; Exobasidiomycetes; Microstromatales. Bases 314 to 964 code for a protein of 216 amino acids. The record is from RefSeq and is a predicted model, not a curated record. The transcript has a single exon.
ACCGCUCGGCAGCGCUCUCUCGGCACUGUCACGACGAGACCCACGGCGUCGAGAGCCUCAUGAUGCUCGAGAAGAUGAUACUUCCGAUGCUCGAGACGAGAGCCUCGUACCGCGACUCCAGGCUCACCUUCGCAGCCUUGACGCGCACCAGCCCUCCUCUUCCUCGUCGACUUCAUCGGCUCGGCAGGAAUGCAGCGUCGGUGCCACGCAUCCUCAUCGCCAGACCCCACUGGAGCGCCUAUUGGCCAUCACUGCGGACGAGGAUGACGCUCGAGCUCGAGCCCUCAUCGCUUUGAAGGAGGAGGCGCGCGCGAUGUGCCUCGAAGCUCAGCAAGACCGCGAGACUCUGCUGAAGAGUGGCCAAGAAAAGCUGCCCUUCUCGGAGGCUUACGACGUCUUCACGUCCGAGUCCGCUUUGGAGGCUGUUGUCACCGCCGCAGAAUGCUCUUUCUGCAGGGAAGACUUCGGUGGCCAGGGCAAGCGCCAGCGCAAGUCCCAUCAUAUCGCCUGCAGCAGCAAGGCGAUCGAGCAUGGCUUGCAGGAGGGCUUCGCAGCGCUGAUGGAGAAAUUCGGCUGCCCGGUAUUCGGCUGUGACUGGUCGCCGGCGCCUGUAGGGAGGGACGAGGGAGUCAACUCGACGCUUCGUGAGAGCCAGCAGCAUGGCAAUCGGUGGGGACGUCGUUGGCGGAGGGAGAGGUGGAAUUGCCGACGGAACAGUGCCCAUUCUGCCUCGUGGAUGAGACGGAGGCCCCCGCCGACCGCUGCCAUCGAUUUCCGGACCACGCCAGCGCGUGCAGGCACAUCAUCCUUGGCCACCUGGUCGAUAAGGCCUCGGAGGAGCUGGCUGCCGGGGAUGAGCUGGUGCGCUGCCCGUGCUGCAGCAGCGUCAUUCCCGUCUGGAUCGUGCUCGAGAGUCUGUACAGCCUGGGAUACGAACUCCCCACACGCGGCUACAAAGAUGUAAAUGGCUCAAUCCUCGACCACCUCAAAGCUCACGAUGCAGCUAUUCCUCGGAGCGACAGCCAACCUCGCCUCGCCACCACCCACGCGACCAC